This is a messenger RNA of Ceratina calcarata, 1291 nucleotides long. RefSeq lists its product as uncharacterized. Gene Ontology annotation, biological process: detection of chemical stimulus involved in sensory perception of smell; sensory perception of smell. Bases 227 to 1291 code for a protein of 354 amino acids. Lineage: Eukaryota; Metazoa; Arthropoda; Insecta; Hymenoptera; Apidae. Gene Ontology annotation, cellular component: plasma membrane. The transcript is spliced from 8 exons. Gene Ontology annotation, molecular function: olfactory receptor activity; odorant binding. The record is from RefSeq and is a predicted model, not a curated record.
CAUUCAUAUUUUAUGCGUACCUGUCACUUUGAAAUCAAUCGUGAAUAGAUCUAUAUACGUAUCUAUUCCAAACCUUGCGUGUACUUAAUAGUCAGGAAGCUAUUGCCUCUGCUAUAGAGCUCGAUAACGAUAUCGACUAAUGAUGAUUCUCGCGUAACAAUUGGUGUUACGCGAAAUCACUUAACACGAUCAAUGUUUCUGUCCUAACUUCAAACGUGAUUCAGUUAUGGAUGUGGAACAUGUGGAAAAACGGUAUCUGAGAAUUAACAAAACGCUUGGGGUGAUAACCGGCGUCUGGCCGUAUCAAAACUCCAAGAUGAAAAUAAUCAUGCAAACUUUUACCCUUGGUUUCAUGUUCACGAGCGUCCUUACACAAACUGCGUGCUAUGUGUUGUUUCCUAGCGUGGACACAAUGGUUGACGGCAUAGCUUACUACAUAGCGGCGAUCGGGACGUUCGUGAAAGUAGGUAAUUACGUGGUGAACGAAUCGAAGUUGAAAUCGAUGCUGAAUCAAAUAUUCGACGAUUGGGCAGCGAUUGAUUCGAAAGACGAAUAUGACAUUAUGGUUGCGUACUCGCGAAGGGGAGCGCUCAUUGCGCUGGGCUAUUUUCUGCACCUCUUCUGUGCAGCAACAUUUUUUUCUUGCUUCUGCAUAAUGCCAAGUAUUCUGGACGUCGUCGUACCUCUAAACGAAUCGCGGAAACGGCUGUUCAUAUAUCCUGCCUACUACUGGGUUAAUAGCGAAGAAUACUACGUGCUGAUAAUAGGGCACAUGAUUAUGAUCUCCGGCCUCCUAGUCUGCAUAUUCUGCGCUUGCGAUACGAACUACGUGUACGCUGUGCAACACGCUUGCGGUUUGCUAGCUAUUACGAGACACCGAUUUAGAAACGUGUGCAAAAAUUUACCCUCUCCCGACGAGGGAGAUGACAUAGAAAUGUCAGAGGAAAUGCAAUAUAAAAACGUGUGCCAUUCAAUUCAAGCUCAUCAGCACGCUAUAAAAUACCUGCAGAUAAUCGAAAACAGUCACCAUACUUAUUUGUUCAUUUCAAUGGGGAUGCUUAUAACAGCGGUCAGCGUCUCGUUGUUAAAGGUGGCAGAGAACGAUCAUCACUCGCAAUGGAUAAUGUAUUGCAUGUUUUUACUCGCCCAACUGUUUCACGUAUUCGUUUUAACCGUCCAAGGGCACAUGAUUAUGAUCUCCGGCCUCCUAGUCUGCAUAUUCUGCGCUUGCGAUACGAACUACGUGUACGCUGUGCAACACGCUUGCGGUUUGCUAGCUAUUACGAGGUAA